Messenger RNA from Lampris incognitus (smalleye Pacific opah), 1782 nucleotides. RefSeq names its product deleted in malignant brain tumors 1 protein-like. Gene Ontology annotation, cellular component: membrane. The record is from RefSeq and is a predicted model, not a curated record. NCBI's taxonomy places the organism in Eukaryota, Metazoa, Chordata, Actinopteri, Lampriformes, Lampridae. The transcript is spliced from 12 exons. Bases 1 to 1782 code for a protein of 593 amino acids.
AUGAAUUUAGUGACUUAUGUCAUAGUUGUCCAGCUGAGCUGUCUCUGCCAAGCUCUUCAUAAUUCCUCAACUCCGUCAGGUCAAAAUGGUCAGUCGAAACCAAAUGACCCCAUGAAGGAUGUCGACGGUGACCCUUACGUUCUCCAACAUGCCAGUAGAUGCCAGUGGACCCUUAAAAUGCCUGCAAAUGGGAGUAGUUCUUUGGUGAGUCUCACAGCAGAAACCAGAGACGCGCUGUUUGACCAGAUCUGUCAGGAUCUCGGCUGUGGCAGAGUCUCUAAACUGAGUGAGAACAGCUCGCCGCACAGCCAUGCCUGCCUCCACAAUUGCUUUUACCUCGACCACCAUCUCAGGAAUUGUUCGGAGGUUGUGGGAAGUCACUGUACCAUAAUUUCUGAAGUUGUUUGCGACCAUGCAGUGCGGUUGGCAGGAGGAACAGAUCACUGUGCUGGACGGGUGGAGUUGUGGAGAGACGGGGAAUGGGGCACAGUGUGUGAUGACCAGUGGGACCUGAAAGAUGCUGAUGUGGUUUGUGCCCAGCUGGACUGUGGCUAUGCCAUCAACGUGUCUGGACAGGGCGGAUCCUUCCCCUCGGGUAAGGGUCCUAUUUACCUGGACGAGCUGAACUGCUCCGGCACAGAGAGCACCCUUUGGGACUGCCCAGCCAUAGGAGAUGGACACGACUGUGGACACAAAGAGGAUGCUGGUGUGAUAUGCUCAGAGAUGAGGGCAGUGAGACUGACUGGAGGUCUGGAUCGCUGUGCUGGAAAAGUGGAGGUCCACCGUAACGGGACGUGGGGGACGGUCUGUGAUCCGUGCUGGGAUAAAGAGAUGGCUUCCAUGGUGUGUACAAUGCUGAAAUGUGGUAACGAGUCUCUAGAGUACACUCGAUUUGACCCUCCUCUGGAGCAUAACAACGGAUCGCUGUGGUUCUACACGUGCUAUGCCAAUCAUAAGGAUCUGUGGGAAUGUGACGAGUACAUCAACAACAUACACCUGUGCAAGGACACGAGAGCAGCUGGUCUUAUUUGUAAAGGUUCAUACGGAUUUCCUAUAGCCACCACAUCUAAUGUAACUUUGACGAAUGGCUGGACGACAGCCUACCCAGGCACCACCACCGUCAGUUCAGAUGGACGCUUCUUUUCCAUUGUCUCUCCAGAGCUGCUGGGCUGCUUCACUCUGUCACUCCUGCUUUUUGUGACUCUCAUUACAAACGCUGUGGUCUGCUGCCAUAGAAGAAGAAACGCUCAUUUACUCCAGCAGAAUCACACCAGCCUACGUAUGGCUUCUGAACAUCAAGACAAUGACUACCGAGAUGCUAUUAACCUUAUCAAGGUUACCACCUGCCCGAUGGAGCGAGACGUCCCCCAGAACCCCAGGUAUCUUUGGACCCAGCUUAGUGGUGCUGACAGCACCUCGCUAGAUACAGACUAUGAGACAAAUGAUCCGAGCAAUGACACAUCUGUCCAUUUGUCAACUUUUCGGAAUUCUCGACGGUAUAGACAAGAUAUGAGGAACCCUAUGACAGGGACAUCAGCAUCCUGCAGUCUCCCUGAAGAAGGAAUGAGAAAUCCCCACCAGUCACCCACCUGCCAAAGUGGCAGUGACAGUUCAAGGCCCAUCUUCAAUGAGUACCAGCGCUAUUGUGAAGAAACUGGGAAUGGUCUGAACCCAGGAGGCGGGAAUGACGGGGAUGGAAAGGAAGACUCCCUCUAUUGUCCCGUGAGCCCUGAUUCCCAGCCAUCGUCCUCAGAUGAUGAUUAUGAUGAUAUAGGAAACUAG